Messenger RNA from Jatropha curcas, 3217 nucleotides. Its product is annotated as Rab3 GTPase-activating protein catalytic protein. Gene Ontology annotation, molecular function: GTPase activator activity. Lineage: Eukaryota; Viridiplantae; Streptophyta; Magnoliopsida; Malpighiales; Euphorbiaceae. Gene Ontology annotation, biological process: positive regulation of GTPase activity. The record is from RefSeq and is a predicted model, not a curated record.
UGAAGGGAAAAAAUUUGCAUGUCUCUAUUCGACUCGUGUACAAAAAAAGACAGAUCUAUUCUAUUCCUUAUGCAGACUUGGCUUUCUCUAUGCAAUUCCACUCACUGACUGCCCAUUUUACGUUUCGUUGAGAUCUUUAGGAAACCGAGACCGACUGAUCUCUUAUGGCGUCCACUAGUACAGUGGAGCCAUCUGUACAAGACGAAACUCAGGAAGAGGAGCUUGAAAGAUUUGACGACUUCACACUUGCCUCUUCAUGGGAAAGGUUUAUAUCUGAAAUUGAGGCAGUUUGUCGGCAGUGGUUGGCUGAUGGUCCAAAGAAUUUGUUGGCAAAGGGUGCAGUUCAAUUGGACUUCUCUGAGAAAUUAUAUAAGGUCAAAUUUGAGUUGAAAUAUGCUAUGAAAAGCUAUAGCAUGGAAUAUUAUUUUGAGAUGAACACUGGCGGAAAAAGAGUAGACUGGGAUUGCACUUUGCAUGAUCUGCAGUUAUGCUUUGGUGUAAAAGAAUUUUUGGUGAUUGCUCCUCAAAGUGCCAGUGGCGUGGUUCUUGACGCACCAGAGGCUAGCAAGCUCUUAAGUGCAAUUGCAAUUGCUUUGUCAAAUUGUUCCAGCUUGUGGCCAGCAUUUGUUCCGGUGCAUGAUCCUUCUCGAAAAGCUUAUAUUGGAAUUCAAAAUAUGGGAACUGUUUUCACUAGAAGAUUUGAGGCAGAUCAUAUUGGCAGCCAGGUCCCAGUAAAGCUUAUGCAUUUGGAAGGGCUAUAUGAGCUAUUUGUUUCUAAGUUUGCCUACUCCACAGUGGAUUAUGCUAUGCGCCUUUUCAAAGUUCAUUUUACGAUGAAGUCAACAUACAGAACUAUUCCCAAUGAUGAUGAUGACAAUGAUCUUCAGAGUCCUGCUGUUGAAAUUGGAGAACAUGAAAAAGAUCCUGGUGGUGAUUCUGACACCCAUAACAGAUCACAAUGGGAUGAUGAUUGUCCUUGGAGUGAGUGGUAUUCUGCAGAGAAUCCAAUAAAAGGAUUCGAAUUAAUUGCCACAUGGUCAGAAAAGAUGGUAGAAAGCUCCCUUGAGAUGGCUGAAUUAGAAAAUGCCUCACCUCAUGACGCUGAAAAUUGGAUGAUACGUCCAAUCUUGUCUCCAAAUCUUGAUAAUUCAGAUGGAAACAGAAUUGGAUUUGCUUCCCAAUUGCGCCUUUUGGUUGAUGCAUUGUAUAUGUCUUUUAAUGCCCAAUUCAUGGAGGAUUUUGUGUCAGUUGAAAACCCAGGUUCUGAUAAUCUCAAGACCUCAAUGAUUUUACCCCCUCCAACAGUAAUUGAUCGGCUGCUCAAAGAUCUCUUUCAUGAGGGAUCUCGACUCCCAAAUUUUUCCAAAGGCGAGCAUAAGAGUUCUCGAGCUAUAAAAGGUGCACCUCUGGGGUCUCUUUUUGCACAGUUUUGUCUACAUUCUCUAUGGGUUGGGAACUGCAACAUACGUGCUGUUGCUGCACUCUGGAUAGAGUUUAUUCGUGAGGUCCGUUGGUGUUGGGAGGAGUCACAACCUUUGCCUAAAAUGCCUUCUAAUGGUUCCAUUGACUUGUCAACUUGUUUGAUUAACCAGAAAUUACAAAUGCUUGCUAUAUGCAUUGAGAAGAAGUGUGAACUAAAUGAAGAAUUUCAAGAUUGUGUAGAAAACAAUGAUAAUACUUAUGCUCAUAGCAAGGAGGAUGUUUUAGUGGGAAAUGAGACAACUAAUAUGCAUUUACCUGAUGAAAAAAAGUUUGAUGGGAUUCCUGACAGCCCCAUGAUGCAGGAUGGCUUGCAUGGCUCUGAUCUAAUGUCAGCAAAGUUCAAUAUGAAGCAUGAGGAUGUGACGUCUAAUGAUCUAAAAUCUUCAGAUCGUACCAGGAGAGGCUCAGCUGGUGUGGUGGGAUCCAUGAUGCUUCUGAAGUCAUGUCAGUGCAUGCAUGGCCCUUUCACACAGGAUCCACCACUUAUGACAGAAGACAUGCAUGAAGAACGAUUGCAGGCUGUUGAGGCAUCUGGUGAUUCUUUCAACUUUUCUGCUCAGUUGGAGAGAGAUAUCUUGUCAUCAGACAUGGCAGCAUUCAAAGCAGCAAAUCCUGAUGCCAUUUUUGAAGAUUUUAUUCGGUGGCAUUCUCCUGGAGAUUGGGAGACUGAUGAAACUGAAGAUACUGGACUGUCCAGAAGUUCAACAAUGGAUAGUUUGAAGGAUGGCUGGCCUCCUCGAGGCAGACUUUCACAACGAAUGUCUGAACAUGGAAAUUUGUGGCGAAAAAUUUGGAAUGAUGCACCUGCUUUGCCAGCUUAUGAGCAGAAACCACUCCUGGACCCAAAUCGAGAAGGAGAAAAGGUUCUUCACUACUUGGAGACACUACAGCCCCAUCAACUUCUAGAGCAAAUGGUUUGUACUGCCUUCAGAGCAUCAGCCGACACAUUGAGUCAGACUAAUUUUGGAGGCUUGAAGCAGAUGACAGCGAAAAUUGAACAGAUUUACCGUACAAUGGCAUCUAUAUUGAAGCCUCUGCAAACAAAUAGCUUAUCUGGCAACAGUGAGACUAUAGAAGACCUAAGACGGCUAUGUGCAAUCUUUGAACAUGUUGAGAAGUUACUUACUCUUGCAGCUUCUCUUCAUCGGAAGUUCAUGCAAGCACCACGUCUCUCUGAAGAAAUCUUCACCAACUACUACAAUUAUUACCUUCCAAAAAUGGGGACAGGCUCCCCAGACAUCAAUCAAAGGGAGUUCGAUAUGAAGCAGAAAGUAGGGAUGAAAGAGAGACAACUCAUCUCGGAUAUGUUCACGCCGCCUUCAGCUAACCAGUCGUGGAGAAAAGUACUAAGCAUGGGUAAUCUUCUCAAUGGCCAUGAGCCUAUUGCCAGAGAAAUUAUAUUUUCUCUGCGUGAUAGCUUGAGCAAUCAUCAUUAUGCUGCUCUUACUCCCAGGGGCUUUCAACAAGAAAUAGAGACAUACAGAAUGUACAUAUGUGGGACCUCAAAUGAUCUCCGGGUAGCACUUUCUAUUACCUCAUGUGAUUGAUUCAUUUUUUGGUGAUUUCCAUGUUAAUUGUUUUCUAUUGAUUCAAUUUCAUGGUCUUAAAGUUUUAUCAAUAGAGUAAUUCUGGGAUGUUUUGGCAUUGUAUUGGGUGCAAAAAAAUCCAUAGAAACACUUAUUUGUUAUAAUGGAGCAGCAUACCUUAAUAAAAUGAACUUUCAAUUCACUGUUUA